Dendronephthya gigantea is the source of this 3242-nucleotide messenger RNA. Its product is annotated as patched domain-containing protein 3-like. The coding region runs from base 189 to 3077 and encodes 962 amino acids. The record is from RefSeq and is a predicted model, not a curated record. Gene Ontology annotation, cellular component: membrane. NCBI's taxonomy places the organism in Eukaryota, Metazoa, Cnidaria, Anthozoa, Malacalcyonacea, Nephtheidae. The transcript has 7 exons.
AACACGAAUAACUGAAUAAGUUAGUUCGUCAUAGGAACGAAAUAAUACAAUGUUUAUAUGAAAAAUUGCCAAAUGACUUCACUACUGUAGGUUUGUUAUGUCGUCGUUUAUAUAGAAAGACGUCUUCAGCUUCACUUGGACAAAAGAACUUGCUCACAGGUUGAACAUUCCAAAACCAGGAUUUCAUCAUGCCCAGCGAGUCCCAGAAGAGAUGCGUCAGCCCCUGGCAACUCUGGUUGAAACUCUGCCGAUGGUACAAUCACAAGAUGUCGCAGUUUUUCGCGGCAUUGUCCGAGGUUAUUGCCACGCAUCCGUUGAUAACCAUUGCAAUAGCUGUUGUGUUUCUGGGUGUUUUCGUUUCCGGGGUUGCCUUCUUGAAAACUGAGAAUAGAACAGAGAAGUUAUACGUGCCUCAAAACAGCAAGUCGAUUAAGAAUUUGAAGAAAGCUGGAGAUUACGGAUUCUAUCGCCCAACAAGACGUGCUGAGAUUAUAAUAGUUCAAAGCGGUGGGAAUGUCUUAAAAGAAGCUUGCUUUCGAGAUCUACGGAAGCUUCACCGUGUUGUGACAGCAAUCCCAGGUUACAAAGAGGUUUGUUUACCACAACUUAAAACUGAUCCUUUGGCAAGCAUGAGCCAUUGCGUGCGAGAGGAGCCCCUUUGGAUGUUUGGUAACGCCUCAAAUUUCAGCAACAUUAUACCAACGUUGAACAAAUUUUUACCAACAAAUAAAGAACUAUUUCUGCGAAUCUUUGGCAAGGGAAGUUAUGACAGCAGCGGGCGAAUCACCUCAGCGCAAGCGAUGAGGAUCGUGUAUCAUAUGAAAGGCGUGGAUCUCGACGAGGAAGUCACCAGCGAAACAGCCGAUUGGGAGAAAGAAUUCCUAAAGAAAAUGGAAGAUUUUGAUGGCACUUUGGAGUGCAAAUCCCUGGUGUUCACAGCAGCACGGAGUUUAGACGAUGCGAUCAAUAAAAGCACUGGUUCCGAUCUAAAAUUCAUCACAUUGACCUUCGUGUUAAUGCUAACCUUUGCGUGUAUGAUGUUGGGAAAAUAUCGUAACCCGCUAACAGGACAUGGGUUGCUCGCCAUGAGCGGGAUUACUUGCGUUGGGUUUGGGAUUGCGGCCGGGUUUGGUUUGUCCAUGCUUUCUCAAAUACCUUUUGUAAGCAUCGCUGGGAUUCUACCUUUCCUCAUUGUUGGUGUUGGCAUUGAUGAUAUGUUUAUAAUCGUUGACGAACUGGACCGAGCACAUCCCGACCAGAGCAUCCCAAAACGUCUUGCCACGGUCAUGCGCACUGUUGGGCCAGCUAUCACCAUGACAACGAUGACGGACCUGGUUGCAUUCGCCAUUGGAACGACGUCUAAAUUCAAUGCCAUAGUCUACUUUUGCACGUAUGCCGCGGUAACAAUAACCUUGGCGUUUUUAUUUCUCGUCACGAUUUUUGUCGCUUUUAUGUCGUACGAUUGUCGCCGUAUGAACGCAGGUCGCAGAGAUAUGGUCCCCUUUCUGAAAGCCCCCCCUCCUCGCGCUGGAGAGCCACGUUGGGAUGAACCCCUGCCCCAAACGUCAAAUAAAGUAAUGGAGCUUUGGGCGAAAUUCUUAAUGAAAACUCCCACAAAGAUAUUCAUCGUCUUCCUCUCGAUGGGGUUGCUUGCUGUUGGUAUUUACGGUACGACAUUCGUGAACGAGGAAUUUGACCGUCGAGAUUUAGCUAAAGAUGGUUCGAUGUUUAUCAAGUAUUUAGAUGCUGAUGAAGAUUAUUUCAUGGCUGACAUACGCGUGGACCUCAUCAUAGAGAAUGUGAACUAUUCUGAUCCAAGCAUUCAGCGGAAGAUGAAUGAUCUAAGUCAGAUCGUGGCGAACAACAAGUUUUACCGUCCCAAUGUGACGUCGUGGUUUGCAGAACUGCAGAAAUGGUAUAAUUCACAAAACACCACAUUAUUAGGCUCGCUGGAAAUGUUCUUGAAAAAUCAGUCGCGUUUUAGGAAAGAUAUCAUGUUCUCAGAAGACAACUCGACCAUAACCGUCUCAAGACUCUACUGCUUUCUCAAAUCAACGUCGAGCUCUGUGGAACUACGUGAUGCCAUGACAAGCCUGCGUGAUGAUCUCAAAGAUAAAUCCACCUUGCCCGUGUUUGCUAAUGCCUACGUGUUCAUAUUUAUCGAGCAGUUCAUAUCGACGCUACCAGAGACCAUUUAUAAUCUGUCCCUCGCUUCUGGCGCCAUUUGCGUUGUCACUAGUUUGUUUCUUGUCAAUCCUCUUGUGAUUCUGCUCGUCUUGUUAGGUUUCGUCUCACUUAUAUUUGAAUUACUCGGUUUAAUGUAUAUUUGGGGUGUAUCUUUGAAUUCAAUUUCAAUGAUCAAUCUUGUUAUGGCGAUUGGUUUUGCUGUUGACUACAGUGCUCAUGUUGCUCAUUAUUUUGUCUUCUCUGCUGAGGAAACUCCCGAAGACAAAGCCAUUCAUGCCUUGAAAAAUGCUGGAGCAAGCGUUAUUAUGGGAGGUUUCAGUACCUUUCUCGGAAUGAUAGUUACGGCAUUUGCCUCAUCUGCGGUUUUCAGAAUAUUCUUUAAAAUGUUUUUUGGAAUUGUUGUUCUUGGCUUGAUUCAUGGACUUUGUUUCUUGCCCGUGUGGCUGACGAUCUUCUGUCGUCGCCAUGUCGUUGUACGACCUGAUUCGUGUGUUGAUUCAAGCCCUGAUGGUCUUCCUGUCACGAAGAGUCGUAGUACCAUAGAUACCCAAGAUCAUGACAUUGUCGUUGAAAAUCCGGCCUUGUCGAACGGAUUGUCCGAUAAUGUGAAUUCGGAUAAACGCAAAAGCCCUACCGGGAUGUCGGAAGGACUUCCUGAAGAUGUGGAUUUAGAUGUCAUCAAAAAUCCUGCUGUAUCUGAGGACGUGAAUUCAGAUGAAGUGAAACAAUCAUCGGGCUCAGAAGAUCUGAAGUCAUCUCAGGAGUCGAUUAAGAAGAAUCUGAUUAAAGAGAGAAAUUCUGUCACUGGGCACGAAUCUGGUGACAAUUUUCAGUCUGAUUUGAGUCAAGACGCCAAACUCAACUCAACACCACGUGAAACAAAGUUCUGAGUCAUCCAUUUUUUAGAGUGGCAUAGCAUUAGAUCGAGGCAAUAUGUAAUAGAUAUUGUAAUGUAUUUAAUAUAAUAUAAUAUGUAAUACAAAGUAAAUAUUCAUGGUGAGGCCGUGAGGGUAUAAAAUAUUUUUUAGUGGGAGCUAUUAAAGUGAAAAAUAAAA